AUGCCUCCUCUUAGGUGCGUGUCCCUUGCGUACGCCGUGAACUACUACGCUAUGGGGUACACCGUACAGGCCGACCAUGCACAUCGCAUUAAGAUGGGACUGGCCCCACCGUGGCGUGAGAUGCAACGGUGCUUCAUCCCCAGAACCACAGCGAGUGCGGACGCCUUUGGCUCUCACCCUUUGGUGUGGCAGCCCAGCGAAACGCCGCAAAAAAUUGGUGGCGGGGUACAGCUGGCUCUCUGGAGUGUGGGAUCUGCGGUGCUGGAAGUGUUCUUGUGCAUGUGCCCAGCUGCGGAAGCAAAAGGGCAGCCAGUCGCACACAUGGUGGGCACCGUGCUCUACGCCACUUGUGCUCGGACACCGAGCCGACUUCGAGAUUUUGGUCCUGAGUUGGUACGUUGCACAACGUUGCACUGGGGGCUGUCUCUGGUUGCACCUCUGGAUCGCGCCAGUGAGCCCAGCCCUGGCGUUGCGUCCCUGAAGGCGUUGGGAGGAUCGACGGAAGGAGAAGCGUUGCUUGGUGUACCAGAUUUCACGGCGUGUCAGGUGACGUUUCGCUGGCGGGGUUCUCAAGCAGAGGACCCAGAGUUGAGGGAGGGGGUCAUUAUCCGUAUCCGGUUCAAAGGGCGGUCAGUCGAGGAACCGGUGCACGAGAGCCCGUGGGGACACUUGGAGCUUUUUGGGCGCCGGCGCGAUGCGGCGCUGGCGGCUGGCUGGCGCCGGUCCACUGAAGAAGGUAGCUUAGCCGGGCAUGCGGCCUUUGCCAUUGCAGGGACCCAACGAGGAACCAACGUCUAUUGGUCGUCGCCGUUGGCAGAUUUGGACAGGCCAGCAAUGACUUCGACCAUGUUUAAGGUGGUGGUGGGAGCUUUGGCUGUACAGACGUCAGCACAAGAGAUGAUGUUGGGCCAGCCUGCCCAUGUGCAAGUGAGUUCCAUGUCAGCUAUGGGACCAGACGGCCUGAUGCAUACCUCGGUCCACAAGGUGAUCACUCAAACUUCCGAUGAUGGCAUGCAGAAGAGGAUUGCGGAAGUGGAAUGCAAGGACGGUGAAUGCUCCAAGUCGGUGAGCCAAUUCUUUGCUCCCUCGGGAUUUUUCGGGGGGAUGCCCAGCAUGCCUCGCAUCCCGGAGCGUUUCCGCAUGAUGCCCCUCCCGAUGCCAUCGAACUUGCACGAGCGGAUGCCAAUGGUCAUGGGUUGCAUGCACAAGAUGCACGACCACAUGCACCACAUGAUCGUCCGAAUACACAACUCCAUGCCCCAGAUGGGGCGCUCCGGUCACUUCCUGGCCCCUCGCGUGAUCAUCGUCGAUGAGCCGGUGCCUCCUGCUGCAGCAGUAAUGCAGGUUUCACCCGAUUUCAAGAAGGCGCCCCUCGAAGACCGCUUCGACAUCUUUGUGGGCCUGGCGCUGGGUCUUCCAGCCAUCCUCUUGGUGACUUUGAUCCUGGAAAGGAUCUACAGGUGUUGCUUUGGCAAGGCACCGGCGCGUGAGCGGCCCUUGCAGGAGCUUGGCGCCCCAUUGGCACCAGAGGAGCAGGCAGAACUUGGCGCAGGCCCUCUCAACUACGAACCACGGGUGCAGGUCCAGGUCGCCCCAGUGAUUGCCAGCGUGGAAAAGACGCCAACGACGCCAACUCAGGCAUACCUGUUCAAGCUGUAUGAGCGGGCCGCUCACAACAACGAGAAGAAGGUGGCUCAAGCUGUGCUUUUGGACGUCUAUGCCAAGGCACUGCAGCGAGUGCAGUGA
Messenger RNA from Cladocopium goreaui, 1746 nucleotides. NCBI's taxonomy places the organism in Eukaryota, Dinophyceae, Suessiales, Symbiodiniaceae. The record is from the annotation of a GenBank genome assembly.